UUUCGUCAACGGUUUUUUAUUUUAAAGUAUUUAUAAUUUGAAUUUGUUGAUCUGAUUUUGUGACGUCACAUAUUUUAUCCGUUUAAAUUAUCCAAUUCACUCUAAGAUUAGAGUGAUUAUUUUUUAGCUCAGACUCGACGACUCAAACAAACCAACUCAACUCAAUUUGAGUAUUAAAAAUUUAACGAACAAUUAACGAAACACGGAAACGGAACAAAAUUGGCAAAAAUGAACGACAAGCAGAAAAAAAACAGUCUGAAUUUGAACGUCGAGGGGAACGGCGCAGUUCCAGGGAAUACGCAACAAUCACCCGGUGGAGAAGUUGUUGAAUCAAAAGAAGAAGAAAACAAGGAAACAUAUAAAUCCAUUCCAGAAGAUAAUCUUGGACCAGAGAAUAAUAAAUCAGAUAAAGCACCACCUCCAAUAAUAGAAGUAAAGAUGGUUCAAGGAAACGAUGGUGCUGAUGAGCAAAUGCUCGGAAAGAAGGAGGAAGUUAAAUUCAUCAAAGGCGACCAUCAAAAUGGUGACGCUAAAAUCGACAUUGGAGCCGUUGGCAAGACUUUCACUGGCAUGAGCAAAGAUGAAUUAAUGAAAUACGCAAAUGAUCCUUUCUGGGUGCGUAUUCGUUGGAUUUUCUUCAUUCUGUUCUGGCUAACAUGGGUUGGCAUGUUGGUUUUGUCGAUCUUGAUAAUUGUCAAUGCACCAAAAUGCUCCGCCCCAACACCAUUGAAAUGGUAUCAACGAGGACCAUUCGCUUACUACAGGACCGUAGAUGAAGUUACACCAGCAGAUGUGGCAGUGGCUAAGAAGAUCUAUGCAACCGGAGUCAUUUACAAACUUCCCGCCGAAGAAACUUAUUCUGUAAAAGAUCCCCAAGUCGAGGAGAAAAUCAAGAAACUAGUUGAAACCUACAAGGGUUCUGAGAUGAAGGUGAUUUUGGACAUCACACCAAAUUACGUGAAAAACUCCUCGCAUUUGUUCAUAGACGCCGUGAAUGAUGAAACUAAACGAUCGGCAUUUGUUUGGGUGCAAAAUGCAGAGAAACCAAACAACUGGGUGUCGAUUGUGAAUGGAUCGGCAUGGGAUGAAAUAAAAGUUGGAAAUGUCGUCUUCCAAGUGUUGAGUCAAUUUGGCGAGGGACUUUAUGAUCUCCGUAUGAAUGACACUUUGGUUAAGAAGGAGCUCGAUUCAACUCUGAGGCACUUGGUGAGCUUAGGAGUUCAUGGAUUCCGCUUGACUAACUCGAAAUACUUCCUGAUAAAUCCCAUUAUGGAAGAUGAGGAGGCCUCUGGCAAGACUGAGUACGACCUUAAACAAUAUGGAUUCUGGACACAUUCGAAAACCACAUUCCAAGAGGGUCUCGGUGAAUUGCUCUACGAAUUCAUGGUUGCUGUUAAGAAUUCCAGCGAUGAAGCAUUCCUCUCGGUCAGUGAAGACACCAUUAAUCCUGAAGUCUAUCGAACAAAAACUGGAGAGUUUGGUAUUGAUUUGCCCAUCUACGGACGCUUCCCCAACGUCCUAGGCACACUUAAAGCUAAAGAUCUUUAUGCCGAUUUGGAUAAUGUGGUAAAGACUGUUGGAAAUUCAACUUGGUUGCAAUGGAACUACAACACUCCAGAAACAAUGGACCCAUCUGCAUAUUCUCUAUUCAUGAGCAUGCUUCCUGGAGUUCCAAUUAUUUCAGAUAAUUCUGCAGCAUUGAAUCUCUCAGCCAGUGUAUUGGAACAUAUCAACAAAAUACGUGAAUCUCCUUCGUACAUGCACGGAGACUUUGAUGUUUACCUUUCUGGUGAUGUUAUUGCUUAUGCACGAAUCAAGUCUGGAAAUCCUGGAUACUUUGUGGCCUUUAAUCCAAGUGAAGAAACAGCCACCGCUCACUUUACAAACGUUGGCUUACCAGACAAGAUGACAAUGGAUAUCUUUAGUGAUAAUUUCAAUGCCACUGGAGUUGAAUUAAAAGGAAAAAUAUUAACCGAUUCCAUGGUGCUGUCGCCUCGAUCAACAGCUAUAUACACAUAUGUUCCAGUUAAAUAAAUACAUCGUAAUAAGCUAUAAAGUUAAUCUAAGUAUUAAGUAAUCAAAAGUUAAAAUAUAAAAUGAAUUCCGUUGAAUUCAGUUUUCAGCUUGCAUUUUAAAUGUGCAUUUCAAAUGAUAUAUUAUAUUGUAAUGUUUAAAUUGAAAAAAUAUUAAAUGAAGUAUACAACAAAAAGAA
This is a messenger RNA of Eupeodes corollae, 2212 nucleotides long. RefSeq lists its product as uncharacterized. The coding region runs from base 229 to 2034 and encodes 601 amino acids. NCBI's taxonomy places the organism in Eukaryota, Metazoa, Arthropoda, Insecta, Diptera, Syrphidae. Gene Ontology annotation, biological process: carbohydrate metabolic process; amino acid transport. The record is from RefSeq and is a predicted model, not a curated record. The transcript has 5 exons.